Messenger RNA from Phyllostomus discolor (pale spear-nosed bat), 3099 nucleotides. It is a transcript of the gene IL2RB, whose product is annotated as interleukin 2 receptor subunit beta. The record is from RefSeq and is a predicted model, not a curated record. Lineage: Eukaryota; Metazoa; Chordata; Mammalia; Chiroptera; Phyllostomidae. Bases 1 to 1647 code for a protein of 548 amino acids. Gene Ontology annotation, molecular function: cytokine receptor activity; protein binding. Gene Ontology annotation, cellular component: external side of plasma membrane; membrane. Gene Ontology annotation, biological process: immunoglobulin mediated immune response; cytokine-mediated signaling pathway. The transcript has 9 exons.
AUGGCGGCUCCUGCUCUGUGCUGGCGUCUGUCCCUCCUCCUCUUCCUCCUGCCCCUGCCCAUCCCUGGGGCGUCCACAGCGGUGCAAGACACCCCCGAGCUCACGUGCUUCUACAACUCCCGAGCCAACAUCUCCUGCAUCUGGAGCCCGGGGCGGGGCCUGCCGGACCCUUCCUGCCGCCUCCAUGCAAAGCCACAGCAACGUCCCUGGAACAGAUCCUGUGAGCUGCUCCCAGCGGGGCCGGCAUCCUGGGCCUGCAACCUGAUCCUUGACGAGAGCCCAGAGUCUCAGAUGCUGACCGCAGCGGAUGUUGUCAACAUGUCUGUGAUGUGUCGGGACAGGGAGAGGUGGCAGUUGGCGAUGACCCAGAAGUUCCAGCCCUUCGAGAACCUUCGCCUGAUGGCGCCGAACUCCCUCCGCGUCACCCACCUGGAGACCCGCAGCUGCAACGUCACCUGGGCCAUCAACCAGUCCUCCCACUACGUCGAGCGGUACCUGGAGUUCGAGGCCCGGCUCAGGCUCGCAAGCCUCAGCUGGGAGGGGGUCCCCCUGCUGACCAUCGGGCAGAACCAGCGGUGGAUCUACCUGGAGACCCUGGACCCGGGCACCCAGUAUGUGUUACAGGUGCGGGUCAGGGCCCAGCGAGGCAGCAACUCAACUUGGAGCCCCUGGAGCCAGCCCCUGGCCUUCCGGACGGUGCCUGAGUCCCCUUCGCUGGGCCAUAUCAUUGUGGGCCUCAGCGGUGCCUUUGGCUUCAUCAUCAUAGUCUACCUGCUAGUCAACUGCCGGUACCUCAGGCUGUGGUUGAAGAAGGCUCUGAAAUGUCACAUCCCAGACCCCUCGGAGUUCUUUUCGCAGCUGAGCUCGGAACACGGAGGAGACUUCCAGAAGUGGCUGUCCUCGCCCUUCCCGUCGUCCUCCUUCAGUCCUGGCGGCCCGGCCCCCGAGAUCUCCCCGCUGGAGGUGCUGGACAGGGAGGCCAAGGCCACACAGCUGCUCCUGCUGCAGCAGGACAAAGCGCGCUCCUCCUCCCUGGAGACCAGCGGCCACUCACUGACCAGCUGCUUCACCAACCAAGGCUACUUCUUCUUCCACCUCCCGGACGCACUGGAGAUCGAGUCCUGCCAGGUGUACUUCACCUACGACCCCUGCGUUGAGGAGCCCGACGACCAGGGCGGGCCUGGAGCGCCCGAGGGGCCUCCCCUCUCGCCCCUGCCCCCUCUGCCGGGGGAGGAUGACGCCUACUGCACCUUCCCCCCCAGGGGUGACCUGCUGCUCUUCUCCCCUACUCUCGUCGGCGGCCCAGGCCCCCCAGACACUGCCCUGGGGGCCACUGAUGAAGAGAGGCUGCCCCCGUCUCUGCCGGAGGGAGUCCCUAAAGACUGGGGCCCCCCGUCCCUGGAGCCUCCCACCCCGGCAGCCCCCGACCUGGUGGAUUUCCAGUCACCCCUGGAGAACGCACUGGGAGAAGCUGGGGAGGGGGGCUCCGGCCCCGGCCCUGGCCCUGGGGUGGGGGCAGGCUUCCCCUGGGCCAGCCCCCCUGGGCAGUGCCAGGUCAGAGCCCCCACCUUCUGCCUGCCCCUCAACACUGAUGCCUACCUGUCCCUCCAAGAGCUCCAGGAUCAGGACCCAGCUCACUUGGUGUAGACAGAUGGCCAGUGGUGGGGCAGGUGGCCACCCACUGUCACUCCAGGCCCAGUUGGGGACUCUGUCGUCAAGACUUGUCCUCUGCUGAGAUACUUGGUGGCCAGCUGCCCCCUGGACAUCUUUGCCCAGAUGGCCCCCGCCAGGACCUGCACAUGGGGCUGUUCACUGCCAAACCUCACGUGCUGCUCCCUCAUCCUACGUACUUCCCCAGCCAGGAACUGCAAGGGGUGGGGCACUUGGAUCCCCCCAUCAAUCACGGGGAGCCCUGGGUUUUGCCUCUGAAGCAUCGCUCCUCCCCAGCCUACAGCAGUUCCCCGAGGAGGAGAGAUCUCGUGGCUCUCCAGGGGCAGCGUCCCGCCUCUGUAUUGGGCUCCCCGCCUGGCCCCACCCCCGCUCAGCCCCCCUCACCCACCUCCCCGGGGCUGCCGGAACCCUCUUUCCAAAACACACGUGUGGCCAUGCCGUCCUUGUUUAGAACCACAGGACCCCUCACUGUCCCCCUGGCCUGGCCCCGCCCCUCCAGCAUCAUACGGGGUCAUUCCCUCCAGGAACCCUCGGGACAGUCCUCCUGAGCCCCCUGGAGCUCCCUCACGCCCCUACACCUCUGCACAUGCCAUUCCCUGUGCCUGGGUGCCCUCCUGUCUCAUCGGGUGACAAACCGCUCCAUCUCUCCAAUGUGAGCGCAGCGUUCCCCCUAGAGGGAAACACUGUCGCCCUUCACGUGCCCGAACCCUGGGAUUCAGUGCAGGAGGGACCAGUUCUCAGGGUCACAGGGCGGCUGGACAAAGAGGCCGUGUCCCUUCUCUUGGGGAUCUCCCAUGGCCGCAAAACGUUUGGCUCCUGCGUCUUUAAUGGGGUCCAAGCACGGACACACAUCCCCCGCCAGAGUGGACCUCGGCCGGAUCCUUCCGCGAUGGCGUCACGGAGCCCUUAGGCGUGCUGCCGGAAGGAACCCUGCCCGGUCUUGCAGACAGCCCAGUGCUGGUCCCUGCCGCUGCCCCCUCCACUGCAGGGGUCUCUUCUGAAGCCGAGGGGCUGCAGGACCUCCUCCAGGAGGGCAGCUCCAUCGCUGCACUUGGCACAGUGCACUUGACCCCGCCCCCCCCCCCGUUGUGUUCCCCCGAUGAAUGAAUGAACUGUCUGGUGCCACCUUGCCUGGGCUUCCUGCGCCCAGCUGCCCUCUCACGCACGGGGGCACCAUCCACCUCAUGAGAGCACCCUGGGCACCCUAACCCUUCUGAGGUCAGCGCUCAGAGAAGUGAGGCCCCACACCCACGAGGUCCCAGCAUGCCCGCUCCAGCAAGAGGCUCAUCCCCUUACGUGGAAGUCCUCCCCCCUCACUUCCUUCUCAGGGCCUCCCGCCAACCCUCCACUUCUGUUCCCUCUGCCCCUGGCACUGAUCACACCGGUGACCUCUAACUUCCCACACCGGGAAGGCCCCAGCCUCCUUUA